Messenger RNA from Bombus terrestris (buff-tailed bumblebee), 3521 nucleotides. RefSeq names its product serine/threonine-protein phosphatase 4 regulatory subunit 2. Gene Ontology annotation, biological process: protein dephosphorylation. Gene Ontology annotation, molecular function: protein phosphatase regulator activity. Gene Ontology annotation, cellular component: cytoplasm; nucleus; protein phosphatase 4 complex. The transcript has a single exon. The record is from RefSeq and is a predicted model, not a curated record. The coding region runs from base 319 to 2259 and encodes 646 amino acids. Lineage: Eukaryota; Metazoa; Arthropoda; Insecta; Hymenoptera; Apidae.
CAUAUAAAGAAAUCGAAAUAGAUUCCGUAAAUCCGACAUUAAAUGUAUAAAAAUCGUAAAUUGUUUUAUUAGUUGAAAAAAUAAUAUGAUAAAUGAAAACUAACCAAACGCUGUCAACGUUGACAUGUUUUUAAGGUAUUGGUAGCACUGCUUCGUCCCUUGCCCUUCAUUGUUGCUAUUUAGUACCCGGUGUGUUUGCGUUUUUCAUUGCUUCUUGCGUAAAGUUCUACUAUAGAUUUUUAUCAAUCCGACGAGAGUUGUCGACAGAAAUAAUUUAGCGACCAAAAGAAGGCGGAGAGGCUAGCGCAGGAGGUGAAGAUGGAUAAUUUGGAGGAGGUAUUGCAAGCACUUGACGAAUUUCAGAAAGUGCGUCCAAGUGAAAUACCUCGAGAGCUCGAGGAUUAUUUGUGUUGGGUUGCGAAAACAGGUGAUCCUGUUUAUCAGUGGUCGCUGAUCAAAACAUUGUUCAGGGAGAAACUGACACGCGUGAUGACUGAAUUUUACGAAAGUUGUCCGACACUUGACCUAGCACCGUGUCCGAAUGUCGAACAUUUCAAUUAUGACACGAUGAAAAGCAAUCUCCUCGAACGUUUGGAAUCAUUUGCAAACGCCCCAUUUACUAUUCAACGAAUUUGUGAGUUAUUAACAGUACCUCGUAAGGAGUACAACAGGGUUGACAAGUUCAUGAGAGCCAUUGAGAAGAAUAUUUUGGUUGUUUCCACUAGAGAACCUGGACCACUAUCUAGAAGGAACGAGAAUGGUGAUGGUAUGGUUAAUGGAUCUGUAGAUGAAGAUGCAUCUGUAACACAGCCUCCUCAAGAUGUAGAGAUGGAAUAUUGGGAAAAAGAUUGUCCUUCCACAGUUACAAUUAGUGUGCACACUGUUGAAAAUGAAACACCUUUGUUACAUACUGUUGUACCAACCAAUGACAUAAUAAAACACGUAUUUGGUUUCCAAAAACCUUCACAUGAGAAAGUAGAAUCAACAUCUUCUAAGUCCGACAUUGUGGUAUCUAAUUCCUUACCAACUACUUCAGAAUUUUCUGGUGUGUCCAAUUUGAAUUCUCAAGCACAAACACAGGAUUCACAGAUUGGACCUACGAUGCAAAAUUUGUCAACUAUUGUUCCUGAAACUUCUGGAAUUAUUAGUGAUGUUUCAGAAGCAAUUAUGAACGAGGAUACCAGUUCUCAGCCUAGCUUAGAAUUAGAAAAUGAAGGAGGAGAUUCUGUAGACUCCUCAAGGAAAUUGCAAACUACUUUUCAGACUAAAGAUUUCAGUUCAAAUGAGAAUAAAUCAUCGAAGUUUUAUGUAGAUAAUUCUAAAGUGAAUGAAAAGACAGACAUGGAGACAAUGUCGAUACACGUACAAGAAGAUUCAAGUAAAAGUAAUGAUAUAUUGGUUAAGUCAGAUGUUGAAAUCAAAACGGUAUUGGACAACAAAGAAUCGGUUAACCCAGUUGUUGAAAAUCUUUUAAAUACUAAUGAAAAUUUGGAAAGCACGAUAAAGUUAGAUACGGAAGUAGGAAACAUUCAAUCAAUUAUCAAUACAUCUGGUUCAAACAAGGAAACAUUAACUUCAAAAAAUAAUAAUAUGGGAAGUACAUCUACAACAAAUAAUUCAGAACAAUCUACAAAUAAUUUAAUUUUAUCUACUGAUAAUGUAAAUACAGAAGAAACUAUAAAUACAUCAGAAGAUAUGUCUGUAGAUGUAGAGAAUCUAAAGGAACAAAGUAAAGAAGCAGAAUUAAUAAAAGAUUCAAAACCUUUAGUGGAAGAACCAUGUUCUAAAGCUAACGCAAUAAAAAAUUUUAAUUGUAACCAGGAAAAAGAUAAUUUAACUAUCACAGAAACUGUAGAAGAUGAGAACAAGAUGAGAGUGAUGAAGUCCAUAGUACCUGAUCCAAUUCCUAUUGUCGAAGAACCAAGAGACUCAGAAUGUAUUAAUGUAAAGGAAGAUAUCUCACCAAUUGUUGAAAUAACAGAAGAAUCAGAAAAUCAAAAUCCUACGAUAACAUGUCAAUCAGAACACAAAGAAAAAAUGUCUAUUGAAGAUAGUAAUGUAGCGCAAUUACAAGAUAAUAAUGUAACUUCUAUCAGAAAUAAAAUAGAGGAUAGUGACACAGUAAUAGAAAAUGUCAUGAGUAAAAAAGGGCAGGAAGCAGUGGAACUAAUGGAAGUAGAUGAAGAAGAAACAUUAUCCGUAUUUCAACAGGAUGAUGAACCCAUGGAGCAAGAAGCAGUACAAUCAUCUAGAAGUUAAUAACGUGUAAGAAGAAGGUUCUAUUCACUUAUUUUUAAUAUUUGAUUUUUAUUAUAACAGGAAACAUAAAGAAGAACAAAUACUGAAAAAACGAUUGUUUACAUUACAAAAUUUUUUAUUGUAGUUCAAACAUGAUUUAUAUAUGACUUCUCUUAAGUGAUUUGAUACAUAAGUCGUAUAAAGAGAUAUUGUAAGAUUUACAAGAAAUUCUCUGAUCAUAUGUUCUUUACCAUUUCAUUAACUUUAUAAUUACCAUUAAAUCACGUAAAUUUUGGAAUUGUACAGAGAUGUGUUCAUAUGAAUUUCUAAGCUCCUGUAGAAAGCAAAACACUACCUAUUUCCAGAACAUUAUAAUAUUAAUGACCAGUUUUGACCAUGGUUUGGAUUUUAUCUCAAAUUAAUUCAUAAACAAGCUUAACAGUAAAUUUAUGCAGAUAAAGUUUCUACUUAGAAUGUGGCUGUGUUUGUAACGAAGCAUAUAAAAUUUUUACAUGGCUUGUAACAAAUAUAACAUGUGAUAUAAAGAAACAGACAUUUUAAACAUACAUUUUGGUGCUUUGCAAUAUAUUUUACUGGCAAAUAGGGAGCAUAAAUCCAAUCAUUGUGGACUAAAUCAAUUACUGAUCUUACAUAAAAAGAUGUCCCAAAAUUUUAUUAAUUGAGAAAUAAUUCUCAACAUAAAAGAUGCACUGGGUCUUUGAAAUUAAUACUUAUUAGACAUAUUUCUAUAAAGAUGACUGAUCAAUUGUAUUAAACAUAGAUGAGAUCAAACCAUAGAUUCCAUUUAAUGAUUCAAUUUGAAAUUGAUAAAAAAAGAUGCCUUUAUUAUAUACAUCUCCUAUAUAGAAAAGGGUAAAACAUAGUAAGAAUAAAAUGUUUGUCUUUUCUAGUUGGAGAAAUGAAUGAUACUGCUCUCUUUAUGUCUUGCUGUGUUUUCUUAGAAAUGUAAUAAUUGAAUAAUUGUCAAAUAAUACAAAUAUGGCAAUAUUCUCUUUUCUGUUAAAUUGAAGAUUAUAUUAAACUGGCUUGUGUAAUUUAAUAAUCAACCUAGUUUAAUUACAACAACAAUUUGCUUCUGGUCAUAUGUUUUUAUUGAAUAUUUUUAUGCAGACACAAGUCUAGAGAUAGUUCAUCUUAAAAAUAAUUAUAAUAACAAUAUAUUAAUUUAAAUACAACAUAGAUCAAUGAUAUAAGACAUUGAUAUAACUUAAAAUAGCAGUGUACAUUAUUUUAUAGAAAAUAUAUUAAAAAUUAUUACCAAA